This is a messenger RNA of Penicillium pulvis, 1279 nucleotides long. Its product is annotated as SEC14 family lipid-binding protein. The coding region runs from base 188 to 1204 and encodes 338 amino acids. The record is from RefSeq and is a predicted model, not a curated record. NCBI's taxonomy places the organism in Eukaryota, Fungi, Ascomycota, Eurotiomycetes, Eurotiales, Aspergillaceae. The transcript is spliced from 3 exons.
CAUUAGUCUCUGCCGCCUAAAAAAAAAUAGACUAUUGCUCCGGGCGCUUGUUUACCGUGAACCAAAGUGGCCGAUCCCUCCGUCGUUUUUAUCCUUGUGGCCACUUACGCCUCCCCUCCGCCUUUCCCUCCUACAACCAACUUUCUUCCAAUCUUCCACAUCCGCCCCUCCCACCACAUCAUUCAACAUGGCAGCCGCUACUGAGCACAAGUUGCCUCUUGAUCCCAAGUACGACCAGUACACCUUCCCCACUACUGCUCCGGAAGCCCACACUGGUCACCCUGGCCACACCACUCCAGAGCAGGAUGCGAAGGUCGUCCAGUUCCGCGCGGAGCUCGAGAAGGAGGGCUACACUGAGCGAUUGGAUACCUUGUCGCUCCUGCGUUUCCUGCGUGCCCGCAAGUUCGUUAUCGCCGACGCCAAGGCUAUGUUCACUAAUUGCGAGAAGUGGCGCAAGGAAUUCGGAACUGACAAGCUCCCCGCUGUCUUCGAAUAUAACGAGAAGGCUGAGGUGUUCAAGUUCUACCCCCAAUACUACCACAAGACCGACAAGGAUGGCCGUCCCGUCUACAUCGAGAAGCUAGGCAAGAUUGACCUCGACGCCAUGUACAAGAUCACCACUAGCGAGCGCAUGCUCCAGAACCUUGUUACCGAAUAUGAGAAGCUGGCCGACCCCCGUUUGCCCGCUUGCUCGCGCAAGGCUGGCAAGCUGCUCGAGACCUGCUGCACCAUCAUGGACCUGAAGGGUGUUGGUGUCACCAGCAUUCCCUCUGUCUACGGAUACGUUCGCCAGGCCUCCGAGAUCUCCCAGAACUACUACCCCGAGCGUCUGGGUAAGCUGUACCUCAUCAACGCCCCCUGGGGUUUCGGUGCUGCCUUCAACUUCGUUAAGGGUUUCCUUGACCCCGUUACCGUUGAGAAGAUCCACGUUUUGGGCAGUGGUUACAAGAAGGAGUUGCUCUCCCAGGUCCCUGCUGAGAACCUGCCCGUUGAGUUCGGUGGUUCCUGCUCCUGUGAGGGUGGUUGUGAGCUCUCCGACAUGGGUCCCUGGCAGGAUCCUGAGUGGGCUCGUACCCCCGCCUGGGCUGCCCCCAAGGAGGAGGCCGCUCCCAAGCAGGACGAGGCUGCCGUCAUCGAGAACCAGGAUCCCGGUUACGAGAAGAAGGAUACCGAGGGUCAGGAGGGCGCUCAGGCCAGCGCAUAAAUGGAAUCAUAGAACAUUUUUCCCUUUCCACUCGUUAAUUACAUCCACUGGGUGGUCAUGAUACUGCAAACAUUG